This is a messenger RNA of Falco peregrinus (peregrine falcon), 2638 nucleotides long. RefSeq names its product non-SMC condensin I complex subunit H (gene NCAPH). Gene Ontology annotation, biological process: mitotic chromosome condensation. The record is from RefSeq and is a predicted model, not a curated record. Lineage: Eukaryota; Metazoa; Chordata; Aves; Falconiformes; Falconidae. The coding region runs from base 51 to 2168 and encodes 705 amino acids. The transcript has 17 exons. Gene Ontology annotation, cellular component: condensin complex. Gene Ontology annotation, molecular function: chromatin binding.
GGAGGGCCAGAGACAGCCAGGCCAGGCCAGGCCCGGGCCCCGCCGUGAAGAUGAGCUUCCCCGCACUCCCUCGGGCUCCGGCCGCCUCCCCCGGGCCGCGGGCCCUGGGCAGCACCGGCACUCCCGUGCUGGCCGAGUGUCCCUGUAACGACGAUGAACAGGAGAGACGGCAACGCCGGCGCUCCAAGGCUACCGACCUCCGGCUGGGCAACGCCGACUCGCAGCUCAGCCUCGCCUCCUCACCCGCGCCCAGGCAGGCGGAGGCAUGGCAGCCGGCACAGUGGAGCAACACGCAGAUCUCGGAGCACUACAGCACCUGCAUCAAGCUCUCCAAUGAGAACAAAAUCACCUUGAAGAAUGCCUUCGUCUUACACCUGAUAGACUAUAUGAAGGAGAUCCUGAAAGCGAAGGACUCUGAAAUGACCAACUUCAAGGUGGCAGCUGGCACGAUUGAUGCCAGUGCAAAGAUCUACGCCGUGCGCGUGGAUGUGAUCCACGCAGAUACAUACAAAGUUCUCGGAGGCUUGGGCAAGGAAUCGGCAUCUACAAAAAAUGUGGAUAGCUCGCCGAAAAGAGAAGGCAGUCCGGUUCCUGGGGCUGUCCAGAGAGUUCAGACAAAGAAAAAGCACUCAUGCAAAACCAUCGAAGAGAACUUGAAUAACAUCAAUGUGCCAGAGGCUAAUCCCAGAUGUGAGGUUGACCCCUUGUUCCGGAGAACAGCCAUAUCUUUUGACGAAUGCAGCACAGCUGGCAUUUUCCUUACGGGGCUGCAUACCCAAGGCUGCCACAGUGAGCUCCUCUUUGACUCAAAGAUUGUACCUCUCCCUUCUUCAGAGACCAUCACGCUGCCAAACCCUGAUCCUGUGAAAGUGACGGAUUUAAAGUCCGUGCUAGCACAGUGCAUUGAAAAACGCCUCAUCUGCUCUUCACUGGCUGGUUUCCACUUUACAAAAUGGGAUGCUGAAUCCCAUCAAGAGUCAGUGUCAGCCCUGUUGGAUAAAUUUCAGAAGAGUGACCAAGCAUUCGAUAUCAAUGCAGAGGUAGACAGCGAUGUGGAAGACAAUGUUCCCACCCAGCCAGAUGAUGACUUCAUUUCUGACUCCCCCAGUAAUACAGUAGCAGGCCAGACUGGGGAAUUCGCAGGAAACCUCAACUCCUUUGGAACAGGCUGCCAGAGGAAGGGAACUGAUGUGGUUGCUUUCGGAGAGGGAGACAUCAAGGUGAUGUGCCAUCAUCUCUCUACGGAACCAAGGGAAUACUCCUAUUUCAGUCCCCGAACUCUGUCCAUGUGGGCUGGCCCAGAGCACUGGCGCUUCAAACCUCGACACACAUCUGCUGCCUCUACAAAAGAGGCCAAGAAAAAGAAUGCAAAAAAAGCAUUUGAAAUCAACUUUGAUGAGGAUAUUGACUUUAAGACAUAUUUCCGUAAGACCAAGGCUUCUGUAGUUCUAGCCAAGUCCAUUCUGGAAAACCAGAACACAAAGAGCACCACGCUUCCCCCAGACUUCAAUUAUGACCCUGACUGCAUUCUCCAGCUGUCCCUCAAACCAGCUGUGAAGCUCUGGAGGAAGCCCGAGCUGAGCAGCCCGAUGGAUCACGAAGAUCAGAUCGGCGAGUACGAUUACAACAACCCCAACGACACCUCCAAUUUCUGCCCUGGGUUGCAGGCUGCAGACAGCGACGAUGAUAAUGACCCUGUUCAAUUCAUGGGCCAGACAAGGGAGUUCAACCUUACCACCCACCCUGAGGGUGAGGAAGCUUUGCUCAAUGGGGUUGGCAAUGGCGAUAUCACAGUGUAUGGAGAGCUGAACCUCAUUGCUGAGCCCCUGAAGAUCAAUAAGAUAGAAAUUCACUAUGCAAAGACAGCCAAGAAAAUGGACAUGAAGAGGCUGAAGAAAAACAUGUGGGACCUCUUGACCGAUAGACAUGAGAAAGUAACAAUGGCAGAGGCGGAAGAUGCAGAGAAAGAGAACACAUCAGUGGUAGCAGGAGACAAGAUCUUCAGCAGCAUCACAAAGCAACUGUUUCACAGCCUGCCUUCUGCGAUGGCAAACAAUCUGUCUGUCCCCUUAGCCUUCGCCUGCCUCUUGCAUUUGGCAAACGAGAAGAAUCUGAAGCUAGAGGGCACAGAGGACCUGUGUGACGUCCUAGUGAAACAAGGCAACUGAGCCCUGCACGGAGCAGACGCCCAGGGCUGACCCCUAGGACAGCUCAGCAUCCCAGCUGACCAGUGCUGGCUCUGGACUAGCUCAUCAGUGGCAGAUUUUUCUCCUCCCAGCACUGUUGCUGAGAAAUCCCACUGGUCUCUGCACCUCAGUAAGACUUAAAUCAAGGAUACCCCUCCUAAAAGGACUGGCAUAGAUGGACAGUUGCAGCUCAGCCUGCCUGGCUCCUGCCAUCUUCAAUCCAGCAGCUCUUUCCUGGGUCUGGGGAGCAGAUUUCCUCCACCUCACGCUGAACCGCCCAUGCCUGCUAGCGAAAGGCUCCCUCCGCGUCUCCCUCCCUGUCCAUCUGCAAUUCCCAGUACGUGGACUGACCGUUAUUUGUGUCUCCCGUUUCUCCUGUAGUCCUGGUUCGCCCCAUGGAAUUAUUUACUUUUUAUACUGAGCUUAGAGAUAAUAAAUUACAACAGAUUUUA